GUUUGAUUCGGAAUGAUCCACUCUGAUACUACGGACUAUGCCUGAGGUAGAAACGCCUUGUCCCGAAACACGAGGGCUUCUUUGUAUCCUCAAAUGGUGAAUACAAGCAGCGGUCAGUAUCAUUGGUCAAUGGUCUACGUGAAGCGCUGGGCACCUUGUUUUGGCGGCAGUUUGGUUUACGAAUGGGGCGGGAGAGGCGAUCAUCAUCGUCACGGUUUAGAAACAGCUGAAUCGAGCCGGUGGCUGUGCUCAGCUUUAUGCGUUUGAGUUCAUCAAAGGCCAGCGACAUUGGCGUCCGUCGAGAUUGGAAGUCAGGCUUGAUUUCCAGUGUGCACGGUCUCGUGAUGAACGACAAGCGGCACGUCAACCCAAUCGGAGCCUGGCCUACAGUACCCACUUUAUCAGCGCCGCAUGCGCCUGUUGCAGAAACUCAAGCCUCAAGGCAUUUCGGGUUUCUCUUCUGUCUGAGGUAUCUGCGAAGCGUUGCCUGGAAAAGUCAGGGGUUUCCCUUUUUGGAUGGUGGGGUUGAACCGCGGAGAGGCGACCCAAACACCAAUGGUCGCAGAACGCCCAACAGCGUCGGAACUUUGUAUCAACCAUACUUCUACAACGACGAAGCCCUGGCAUAUUCUCAUGCGUUCUCUUUCUUUUGUAAGCCUCAGACGCCGUGUGCCCGGGUCGCUGCUUCCGGGUUUCUCAUCGAUACCACCUUCUCAUGUCGCGUGUGUGUAAGAUACAAUAUAAUGUGCUGAUGCUCUAGUUCUCUAGUGUUUUCGAUGGCUUGGCAAGCGUCCCAACCAUGCGAUCCGAUGGCAACUACGUAUGUCAAGCAGAUGAUGAGUGGCAAAAAGUUCGCUGAAGUAUGA
Molecule: messenger RNA, 866 nt
Organism: Paraphaeosphaeria sporulosa
Lineage: Eukaryota; Fungi; Ascomycota; Dothideomycetes; Pleosporales; Didymosphaeriaceae
Exons: 1
Coding region: 258-752 (164 amino acids)
Source: RefSeq, a predicted model, not a curated record